Molecule: messenger RNA, 879 nt
Organism: Sinocyclocheilus grahami
Lineage: Eukaryota; Metazoa; Chordata; Actinopteri; Cypriniformes; Cyprinidae
Product: contactin-1a-like
Exons: 6
Biological process (GO): homophilic cell-cell adhesion; dendrite self-avoidance; axon guidance
Cellular component (GO): axon; plasma membrane
Molecular function (GO): cell-cell adhesion mediator activity
Source: RefSeq, a predicted model, not a curated record
GUUCUCUGAGGAAAUAUCCCGCUGAUAUCAAAGUCAAAUCUCCAGACACGUACACGCUGCUGGGGCAGAACGUCACGCUGGAGUGCUUCGCGCUGGGAAACCCCAUCCCUCAGAUCCGAUGGAGGAAGGUGGAUGGUGAUCUGCCGGUCUAUCGCCACAACAUCAGUAUGUCAGGAAGUCUCCUUCAUCUUUACGACAUCCAGUACGAGGACGAGGGUUUAUAUGAGUGUGAGGCCGACAACUCCAAAGGCAAAGACAGACACAAAGUGCAUCUGUAUGUGGAGGGAGCUCCUGAAUGGGUGGAGAAGAUCAGCAGCUCGGAGACAGACAUCGGAGGCGAUUACAUCAUGUCCUGUCUGGCCAGCGGGAAACCCAAACCCCAUGUGCACUUCCUGAAGGACGGACGAAUGUACGCCAAGAACCACGAGUUGCGUUUCACAGACCUGACGUUUGAUGAUUCAGGGAUGUAUCAGUGCAUCGCUGAGAACCGUCACGGCACGAUAUAUGCCAACGCCGAGCUCAGGGUGUUCGCCGGCGCUCCUUCAUUUGAGUGGAACCCAGUGAAACCCGAACUUCUGGGGGCCAAAAACGGGCGCGUGGUGAUUGACUGCAAACCCCGAGCGGCGCCGCGGCCGAGCAUCUCCUGGAGCAAAGGAACCGAGCUCCUGCACAACUCCAGCAGGAUCUUCAUUUGGCCAGAUGGGAGUUUAGAGCUUCUGAACGUCACCAAAUCAGACGAAGGCAAAUACACGUGUUUCGCAGAGAAUGACAGAGGCCGAGCGAACAGCACCGGAUCGCUGUCAGUCACCGGUACGACACGGAAACCAGACUGCAUAACAACACCCUAGCCUAACAACCAUCCAGAAUACCCUAGAAACU